Acipenser ruthenus (sterlet) is the source of this 3220-nucleotide messenger RNA. Its product is annotated as N-terminal EF-hand calcium-binding protein 1-like. Gene Ontology annotation, molecular function: calcium ion binding. Gene Ontology annotation, cellular component: cytoplasm; Golgi cis cisterna; endoplasmic reticulum. Lineage: Eukaryota; Metazoa; Chordata; Actinopteri; Acipenseriformes; Acipenseridae. The transcript is spliced from 13 exons. Gene Ontology annotation, biological process: regulation of amyloid precursor protein biosynthetic process. The coding region runs from base 189 to 1280 and encodes 363 amino acids. The record is from RefSeq and is a predicted model, not a curated record.
GUUAUAAGAAAAGGCAUCAGCUCAGUAGCUCAGCAUCCUUUGCAAGCGGACCCCGAUCCUCAUCUGAUUAAAGCGGUAUCCGGGGAGUCUGAACACGAAUUGAAUACUGUCAACUAGAAAGCCUGCCUCAUUGGAGUUGGGGUGAGCCAGGGUUUAAUUAAGAAAUAUUCCCUUUACACGAUUUAAAAAUGAUGGCAUGCACCGAGAUGAUCACGAUGUGCCUCCAGUCUGCAAAACAGCAGCACCUGCACGCCAAGCAGCAGCAACAACUGCUGCAGAAGAAAACCCCAAGCCAAGGGCUUUCCAUUCUGCACGAUAUUUUUCGAAGAGCUGACAAGAAUGAUGACGGGAAGUUGUCCUUUGAGGAAUUUAAGAUGUAUUUUUCAGAUGGGAUCCUCAGCUCAGAGGAACUGCGUGAGUUGUUCUACACAAUUGACAGACGUCAUACCAACAAUCUGGACACAGAGAAGCUAUGUGAUUACUUCUCUGAACACCUCGGCGAGUACCUUGAUGUUCUCUCCGCUUUGGAGAAGUUGAAUAUCGCAAUCCUAAAAGCUCUGGACAAAACCAAAGAGGAAUAUCAGAGCUCCUCUCAGCUGAGCCAGUUUGUGACACGGUUUCUUCUGCGGGAGACGUCCAGCCAGUUACAGUCCCUGCAGGGCUCACUAGAGUGCGCUAUGGAGGCGGUGGAGGAGCAGAGUUGCAAAGGAAGGAUGGACAUGAAGAAGCCUGAGGCUCUCUCUGUGCAGCGGACUGGACGGCGAUGUGGCCGAAGGACCCAGAAGAACGUGUGCCUGUCCCCUACAGACCCCUACUCAGGCAUGCUCACCUCAGGGAUUUGUGUUGAGCCAGACAACCAUUGGGCGUCACAGAUCUCCAGACUCCAGCAGCUCAUUGACAAGCUGGAGUGUAAGAGCCCCAAGCUGGAGCCCCUCAAAGAGGACACCAUUGCUGGCCCUUACAAAGCUAACAUCCUGGUGGUUCAGAGACAGAUGCCUGUAAUGGAGGAGAUGCUGGAAGAGUUCCGUCAGGCUCUCAAGUGCUACACUGAUAACACAGCCAGCCAGAGCUGCAGCUUGCAUGUUUCAGUGCAGAAGCUCCCUGAAGAAUCCUGCUUCAUAAUGUAUGAAUUCUGGCAAGACAGAAACUCGUGGACAAGCUAUCUCCAGUCUAAUGCUAGUAAGAUGUUCCAGCGCAGUGUCAUUGACUUUCUGGAGAGCCCCGAGCUUGUCACCACCAUGCUGCUUCCAGCCUCCUGGUGGAUUAUGAACAACAACUGACAGUGCUGUCUGUACCCACACAGCUCCUGAAAAUGAAAUUCCAGUCUGAAAUCCCAGUUUUGAAGUGAUUAAAAGACUAACACAUGUGCAGCCCCCCUAGAACCCGCGAUGGCAACUAUUCUAAUGACAGGCCUGUUAGUCUUUUCUAUGUAAAAUCUGGAAGUAGAAAUACAAAAAAAUAUAUUUACCUGUUAAACUUACUUUGAAUUUUCUUUUUUGUUUUAGUUAUUUUUAAAGAAAAAAAAACUUUGACUUUGGCUUUGCAGCAAUCAAAUUCUAAAAUUAGCGCAGGACUUUUCCCCCAAGGAUAAGACUGGAAACGUUGGCAUUAUGAUAGAUAAAAACAGGCUUAUCGGUGAUAUCUGUAACCUGCAGGGGAAAAAAAGGUUACCUAACAGGGUUUCUGUACCAGCUUAUAUUUAGUUUAAAUAUAUUUUCUCAAAAAAUAUGCAACAGUACCCUUAGCAUAUCCGUUGGAAAAGCAUAGGAAAACAGCAAAAUUACCUUGCAAAUGUACCAUGGUAACAUUUUAGAAGGGUAGUAGCUUCCACAUGAUCUACUGCUCAAAAUACAGCCAUGGGUGAAUACUAAAAUUUGAGCAGGCUUUAAUUGCAUUAAAUGUAUAAUCAGCAUAAUAAAAAAGCCUGAAUAUUUUGUGAGAGUCCGACCCCUUAAAGUUAGCAAACGCUUUGACUUACUGAAUAAGAAGCAGGGAGGUAAGGAAGGUAGGGAUCUUAUAUGUGCUUUUCAUGGGUUUCCGCAAUAGAGCAUUUAACUCCUGCGCUACGUGUGUUAACUUCUGGCUGUCAGAUGUUUACCACUGUUUUUCUUUGUUUGUUAAUGUUGAAAGAAAGCAUUAUUUGUUAAUCCUGAUGUAUUUCAUGUUUAUUUUGUAACAGUGGAAAGUGUUUGCUUAGUAUAGUUUAGAUUCUUGAAUGAUAAUUUUUUGGUCAUUUUCUAUUAGAAUCCUCCUAUAUUUAAAGUGGUUUUGAAAAUCAUUUACUUUAUCUUCAGUAUUGCUAUAAAAAGCUUUCAAAGCCACCAUAGAAGCCCUUUGAUGACAUUAGUAUACCAACAUCAUUUUUCACAGAAUUUCUUUCUUUUCAUUAAAAAAAACUGGCUAAUUCUGUACAAGUCUACCAACAGUUAAAACAGUUUGCUAUCUUCUUUGAAUCAGGCAGAAACUGUCACAAAAGAAAGAUCUAUGGAUCAAGUUUUGGAUACAGUUCAGAAUGUAUGUCUAUUUCAGAAUGCAAGGCUGUAGAAACUGAUUUACAAAGUGACUGUCUUUAGUGCAUUGCAAAUAAAUUAUACUGACGUUAUAUAAAUAGCAUGCAUGUACUCUACUGGCAUAUUAGGCAUGGCUAGUGGAUUGAAGGGCGAGGCUGUAAGGUCUUGUAGAUUUCAUUUUUAUUGUAUGAAUUCAAAAGGAGCAUGCUGAAGCAGGGUAUAUAUUGGGCACAUGCAAUUCUUGGACUGUGCCAUUUAUGUUCAAAGUGGGGGUGGGGACUAUAAUAUAUGGUUAGAUUUUAAAUAGCGCUGUUUCUGCCCUAUUUUAAACCAAGUACGUUCAAAAGUAAAGGCAUGUGCAGUGCAGUGUAAAACUAUCAAGAAACAACUCAGUUGCGAGAAAGAGCUGUUCAUUUACUGUUCUGAGUAAUCUCUUGCAAGUUUUAUACCGUUACCAUUGUUUUACUCCCCUCUAAAAUGGUGUAUUUUCUUUUCCAUUCAGAUUUCAGCAGCUGCAUUCUCAUUGCUAUUCUAGUUAUAAAGGUUUGAAAUUGUAAAGCUCAAAACUGAACUGGCUCGCUAUAUUCUCUUGACAAAUUGUGUUUGUUUGCUGUACAGUAUCUCUUAAUAAUGUAAAAAACGCCUAUUUCAGCUUUCUGGAUUCAAGGUUUGGUUUGUGCUUAAUAAAAUUGGACUUGGUUUUAUCCAAA